CCUUCUUGCGCAGAAAAAAAAACACGAGCAUGCUGCUUGUACGUUCGUCAUGUGAAGAAUCGCAAAGCUCUUUCAUAUUCUUUUUUUGAAAAUUUUGCGAAGGAGAAGAGUUUUUCCGUAAUGCUGACCCCGAGGUUUCGAGUGGAACAAACCGAUGAAAAUAUUAUUUUGCACAUUCACGCGCCCUACACCGAUGUCAACGAGUCGGAAAUCCACGUUGAUCGCAACCAAGUUUGCUUCUUUGCAUCUCCGUAUUAUUUGCGCCUGAAUCUUCCAGGCCAAGUUGCAGAGGAUGAAAAAUCUAAAGGGCAUUUCGACGUUGGAUCAGGAGAUUAUGUGGUCACGCUUACGAAAUGCAACAAAGGGCAGCACUUUGAGGACCUCGACAUGGUUAAUACUUUGCUUAAGGCGCCAUCAGGCAAAAAUCUCACAAAAAUUGAAGUACUAGGCGAGGAAACUGACCAUCAGGAUUUAUUAGAUUUUGAUUGGCACAUUGACCAAGAAAUCUCUGAGGAGGUUCCAGAAGACAUCAUUGGAUUACUUCCCAAGUAUGGAUUUGCUAAUAGAAAGAGUGGGCUUCUCAAACCUUUGGAGGCUGAUCUCCCAGAACUCAUGGAUCUGAAAUAUCCCGACAGUACACCCGCCUCUGAAAGAGAAAAAUUGCAAGAAGAUUGGGAAAAUGAGCAUUUCAGCCAAGAGCAUUUCUUAGCUGAUUGGGCAGAAGAGGACGAGUUGAUCAAACCUCUGUUGGAAGAGGAUUUGCAUUGUGUUCCUGAGAUAUCAGACAGUGAAUUUUCUGCUGAGGAACAAGAGCGUCUGAUAAGGUUGCCCAAGUUAGAUAUUAUAGCACUGACGGCAGCAGAGCAAAAAACCGCCUUACUAAGUUUGGCAGAAAUUUUGUUUUGCUGGGCUCAUGAACAAAUUUCCACCCAGGGCGACACUGGUCCAGAGAGCGCACGAUCUGUAAGACGUCUUAGUUCUACUUUUAGUUGGCUUCGUUCUUUCACAUCUGUUCAAAAACUAACCUUGUCUUGCAUGAGACGAUCUCUUUGUGUUCCAUUAUAUAGAAACUGGAAAUUAGCACUGGCAGCCUUCGAGAAGACGCAGAAGAUUUUGAAAAGAGGUCGAGUAAUAAUUAUAAAGAGCUUACUUAAUUUGAUAGCAAACUUUGCUGAGUGUGAAAGCUAUCACAUUCACUCACAAUUAUAUUUAGAGCCUUACUGCGUUUGGAUUCAGUCUGUUUCUGAGGAGACGUUUUCAAAACUAGCUGACUCGAUAGAAAAGCAUAUACCAAAUAAAAGUGAUGUUGGUUGGGAUCUGGAGGAGUUAGAAAUUGCCGGCCAAAUGACGUUGGAGGAAGAACAUGACGUUAUGGAAAGUUUGACAAACCAAUUGAAAGCCAGUCUCCAUGUCCGAACUAAUGUUGAAGACUCUGAUGACAGUGAUGAUUCAGAGUGUGAAAGUGACAGCAGCGAGUCUGACUCGCAAUCAAGUGAAGAUGAUGAAGAGCCUUCGUCAACCUCCACGGAGGAUAAAACUGACAAAUAAAGAGUUUUGGAUUAACUUUGUA
Molecule: messenger RNA, 1570 nt
Organism: Neocloeon triangulifer
Lineage: Eukaryota; Metazoa; Arthropoda; Insecta; Ephemeroptera; Baetidae
Product: protein SHQ1 homolog
Exons: 8
Coding region: 121-1548 (475 amino acids)
Biological process (GO): box H/ACA snoRNP assembly
Cellular component (GO): cytoplasm; nucleoplasm
Source: RefSeq, a predicted model, not a curated record